UACUGCUUCCGUCUCCCUGUCUCCCUCUCCUCCCGCUGGCAACGAGGAGAUCCCCGUCCCGUCUCUGCCAUGACUCCUCAUCCGAUCACUGCGCAAAGGCAGCGGCGCUUGAAAUGACUGCUGGGACUUUGGGUCGCCUUAACGCUCGAUCGAGAGAGGAUCCGCUUGGUUUUUACGUGAAAACACCGUGAGAUCGGGCAGGAAAACAUGCAGGAGAAACUGGCGGAGAAACAGACUCCCACUUCAUCGAGGGCGUCGUCGUUUUUCAUCGAAAAUCUGCUGGGCACUGGGCGGAAUAGGCAGGAUUCUGCGUCGGACAGCAGUCGAGAGGAUGCCAGUGUGGAGAGCGUUUCCAGCAGCCGAGUGCUGAACUCACAUCACGCCUAUACGAGCGCUCCGAUUCCCGAUGGCUCCAGCUCCACAGCCCGGUCCCCAUACAGAGACUCGCCGCUGUGGUACCGCGGGGGGAACAUUGCCUUGAACUCCAGAGCUUUGGAAACACCACACAGCCCGAGGGAUAAUACACACUCACCCAUAUCCACCAGUGACAGAGGUUCACCUGCGGUGUCUGAGCCGAUAACGGAGGGCAGCGACGAAACUGACAGGAAAACGGGCGACAGCAGCCUGACUGACGACAACGAGGACGCGCACAACGGUUUAGACGCACGGUCAGAGCAAGACGCCUCUUCUGACCCGAGCUCCACCCGGAAGAAGAAGACCCGGACUGUGUUCAGCCGCAGUCAGGUGUUUCAGCUGGAGUCAACCUUCGACGUGAAGCGGUACCUCAGCAGCUCUGAGAGAGCGGGGCUGGCAACGUCUCUUCACCUGACUGAGACACAGGUCAAAAUCUGGUUCCAGAACCGGAGAAAUAAAUGGAAGAGACAGCUGGCAGCGGACCUAGAGGCUGUACAUAUUCCAAACUCGACCCAGCGGAUUGUCAGGGUCCCCAUCCUGUAUCACGAAGGACCCGUACCCACUGCAGCGCUGGGGUUCAACUUGAACGGACAUCAAGUGUCUGCAUCCGUCGCGGGCUUCACCAAUUCUAUCAACUACCCUCUGUCCUCGUUUGCUCACUCCAUGAGCUUGUUGAGAUCACAGAUGACCGGCUUGGUGUAAAGACUGACAUAUCAAACGCUUC
Molecule: messenger RNA, 1138 nt
Organism: Scomber scombrus (Atlantic mackerel)
Lineage: Eukaryota; Metazoa; Chordata; Actinopteri; Scombriformes; Scombridae
Gene: hmx1
Product: H6 family homeobox 1
Exons: 2
Coding region: 208-1116 (302 amino acids)
Biological process (GO): regulation of transcription by RNA polymerase II; negative regulation of DNA-templated transcription
Cellular component (GO): nucleus
Molecular function (GO): RNA polymerase II transcription regulatory region sequence-specific DNA binding; DNA-binding transcription factor activity, RNA polymerase II-specific
Source: RefSeq, a predicted model, not a curated record